AUGCCAAUAAACUUCAAACUUAGUGAAUUUAUUAAUUUAAAUAAAUUUUUUGGAAAAAAACAAAAAAAAAAUAUUAAUUCUUUUGAAGAUACUUUUAAUGAACAUAAUGAUAAAUGGAAAGAAGAACAAAAAUCUUUUGAAAAUUCAUCUAUUGAGGAGAAACGAAGUUUACUUUUAAAACAACAAGAAAUGCUAUCAAAUUUAUUUAAAAGUUUUAAUAUUCCUUCAGAAUUACAUAGUAAUUAUACAUUACCAAUUUUUUAUGAUUCUUUUAAUAAUAUUUUGGAUAAUCAUAUAGUUGUUAAUGAUAAAAUUAUUGAAAAUAAUAUAAAAAAUGAUGAAUCAGGAUGUUUACAAGAAUCUGAUAAUAAAAGUAUAAGUGUGAAUAAAAUUAUAGAAAAAUUUUCAAAAGGAGAUGUUAAAGAACUCGAAAUGGAGGAUGAAAAAAAUAGUAUUAUUGAAAAAUUAGAUAAUUAUGUAAAUGAAAAAGUAAUUCCAUAUUCUUAUGGUUUUGAUGAUUGUAUGUAA
This is a messenger RNA of Strongyloides ratti, 528 nucleotides long. RefSeq lists its product as hypothetical. The record is from RefSeq and is a predicted model, not a curated record. Lineage: Eukaryota; Metazoa; Nematoda; Chromadorea; Rhabditida; Strongyloididae. Bases 1 to 528 code for a protein of 175 amino acids. The transcript has a single exon.